AUGUCAAGCGAAGAAGAAGAGGCUAAUAGUGUUGUGGAAAGCACCAGCAAUGACGAAGAAGUGCCUGUAACAAAUGUUGAUGGUGAUGAUAAUCAAGAAAAACAAGCAAAGCCACAGAAUAAAAAAUCUGGUAAAAAAGAAAGUAAACCACUUAAACAGCAAAUUAUCUCUAGGGAUGAUUAUCAUUCUCGAAGUACACGAGCUAUGACUAAAGAAUUAAUCAGCCUAACCAAAUCGUUGAAAAAAAUGGCUAAAGAAAGACCCAAGACCGAUUCGAAACCUUUUACACCCAAUAUUUAUAACAAUUUGAAACCUUACUAUAGUACUGAUACAACAUGGUUUCUGUUUAAACAUCCUGAACCAUUCGAGUUAGCUGGUCAUGGUCAACGUCCCACAGCGGUUGGCUUAGUUGAACCAAGAAUAUCAUUGAAUAUGGAUAUGAAAUUUGAAUCUGUUGUUCGCACCGUUCAUCCACAAUAUAAACGCCGCAAAUCACCGCGUAAGAAAGCCGACAGAGUUAAUCUAGUUGAUGAUAAAGAAUCGAGGUCUAAUGGCGGUAGUAAUAUUAUUCAGUUUCCUAAAAUACAGCCAGCGACAAUCAGUGUUCGUGGUCGCGGACAAUAUGUCGAUUAUAAGGAUCUACCGAAGAUAAGGGAUGAAAUGAGACGAGAAUACAACCUUCGUCGAGCUAAGCGCCAACAGAUUGAAGGCCAGAAAGUCAUCGACGAUUUUGAAAGAUCGAAAUUAAACGAAUUAAAAACAAGAAUAUCUGCAACAUCGCAAAUGCAGUUGAGAUCUGCUGUUGUUUCUUAUUUUGGGCCACCAUCCUCAGCAGGAACAACUAAUAGUACGGCAGUAUAG
Trichoplax adhaerens is the source of this 861-nucleotide messenger RNA. RefSeq lists its product as uncharacterized. The coding region runs from base 1 to 861 and encodes 286 amino acids. NCBI's taxonomy places the organism in Eukaryota, Metazoa, Placozoa, Uniplacotomia, Trichoplacea, Trichoplacidae. The record is from RefSeq and is a predicted model, not a curated record. The transcript is spliced from 9 exons.